Molecule: messenger RNA, 2334 nt
Organism: Fulmarus glacialis (Northern fulmar)
Lineage: Eukaryota; Metazoa; Chordata; Aves; Procellariiformes; Procellariidae
Gene: ACAP2
Product: ArfGAP with coiled-coil, ankyrin repeat and PH domains 2
Exons: 22
Coding region: 1-2214 (737 amino acids)
Cellular component (GO): endosome membrane; cytoplasm
Molecular function (GO): GTPase activator activity; protein binding
Source: RefSeq, a predicted model, not a curated record
AUGAUUGAUACUGGGAAAGCAUUCUGUACAGCCAACAAGCAGUUCAUGAAUGGAAUUCGAGACCUGGCACAAUAUUCCUGUAAAGAUGCAUUGGUUGAGACCAGCUUGACAAAGUUCUCUGACACCUUACAGGAAAUGAUCAAUUAUCACAAUAUCCUGUUUGACCAAACCCAAAGAUCAAUUAAAGCACAGCUUCAGACUUUUGUUAAAGAAGAUAUUAGGAAAUUUAAAGAUGCAAAGAAACAGUUUGAAAAAGUUAGUGAAGAAAAAGAGAAUGCUCUAGUAAAAAAUGCCCAAGUUCAAAGAAAUAAGCAACACGAAGUAGAGGAAGCAACCAAUAUUUUGACUGCAACACGGAAAUGUUUUCGACACAUAGCUCUGGAUUAUGUUCUUCAGAUCAACGUUCUUCAGUCUAAAAGGAGAGCAGAAAUCUUAAAAUCAAUGUUAUCAUUUAUGUAUGCCCAUCUGGCUUUUUUCCAUCAAGGCUAUGAUCUUUUUAGUGAACUUGAGCCCUACAUGAAAGAUCUUGGUGCACAGCUGGAUCAGUUGGCUGUAGAUGCUGCAAAGGAGAAGAGAGAUAUGGAGCAAAAGCACUCCACUAUUCAACAAAAGGAUUAUUCCAGUGAUGAUACUAAACUAGAAUACAAUGUAGAUGCAGCCAAUGGUAUUGUUAUGGAAGGUUAUCUAUUUAAGCGAGCCAGCAAUGCCUUCAAGACUUGGAACAGGAAAAAGCCAGAUCACAUCAGGCGCUGGUUCUCAAUACAAAAUAACCAACUUGUGUACCAGAAGAAAUUUAAGGAUAAUCUCACAGUAGUUGUUGAAGACUUGCGGCUUUGCACGGUUAAACACUGUGAGGACAUAGAAAGACGUUUCUGUUUUGAGGUGGUUUCUCCAACAAAAAGCUGCAUGCUUCAGGCUGACUCAGAAAAGCUGCGACAGGCAUGGAUUAAGGCUGUUCAGACCAGUAUUGCUACAGCAUAUAGAGAGAAAGGGGAUGAAUCUGAGAAACAGGAAAAGAAAUCAUCUCCUUCUGCUGGAAGCCUAGAAUCUGGCAGUGAGACAAAAGAGAAGUUGUUAAAGGGAGAAAGUGCUCUACAGCGUGUUCAAUGUAUUGCUGGUAAUGCUGCCUGCUGUGAUUGUGGUCUGGCAGACCCUCGCUGGGCCAGUAUCAACCUAGGAAUCACGCUGUGCAUUGAGUGCUCUGGGAUACACAGGAGCUUGGGAGUCCACUUUUCAAAAGUAAGAUCUUUAACGCUGGAUUCAUGGGAACCUGAACUUCUAAAGCUUAUGUGUGAAUUGGGAAAUGAUGUUAUAAAUAGAAUAUAUGAAGCGAAGUUGGAAAAAGUGGGAGUAAAGAAGCCACAACCUGGAAGCCAAAGGCAGGAGAAGGAGGCAUACAUCAGAGCAAAAUACGUGGAAAGAAAGUUUGUAGAGAAGCAGCCUGCAUCAGUAUCUCUGCUUGAAUCUGGAACAAAAGCCUUGCCUCAAAAUCAGGAAGAGAAAAGGCACAGUGGCCCUGAAAAAUCCCUUUUGGCAGGGGAACAAGUACGAAGCAGUGACAGUGGGAUCCAGCAGAGUGCUGAUGACAGCAGGGAACACCUUAGCUCUACUAUAUCAGCUAACAGUUUGUAUGAACCAGAAGGAGACAAGCAAGAGUCUUCUGUAUUCUGUGACUCCAAACAGCCUAGUCCAGGAUUGCAGCUGUAUCGAGCUGCCUUUGAGAAGAAUCUUCCUGAUAUGGCAGAAGCAUUGGCCCAUGGAGCUGAAGUAAACUGGGUCAACAUAGAAGAAAACAAAGCAACACCACUCAUUCAGGCAGUGCGAGGGGGUUCGUUGGUUACUUGUGAAUUCUUGCUGCAGAAUGGGGCCAAUGUGAACAUCAGGGACAUGAAAGGAAGAGGACCCCUGCACCAUGCCACAGUUCUAGGACACACUGGACAAGUGUGUUUAUUCCUAAAACGAGGAGCAAACCAGCAUGCCACUGAUGAAGAUGGGAAAGAUCCAUUGAGUAUAGCAGUAGAAGCUGCAAAUGCAGAUAUUGUAACAUUGUUGCGUUUAGCAAGGAUGAAUGAAGAAAUGCGUGAAUCGGAAGGACUCUAUGGACAGCCAGGAGAUGAAAUUUAUCAGGACAUUUUUCGUGACUUUUCUCAAAUGGCAUCAAAUAAUCCAGAGAAGCUAAACCGUUUCCAGCAGUCAGAUUCCCAGAAGUCUUAAGUAUUAAGAAGGAAAAGAACCUGAUCCUUAUAGUGCAAGUCUUUUUUUUUUUACUUUAACAGAAUGAAUUAUAUACAUUUUGUUAGAUAGUUUCGAUAAAAUGACUACUCUAAUGUAGCU